Messenger RNA from Paramecium pentaurelia, 2022 nucleotides. Lineage: Eukaryota; Ciliophora; Oligohymenophorea; Peniculida; Parameciidae. The record is from the annotation of a GenBank genome assembly.
AUGCCUCCUAAAAAACCCAAAUAAAUUGAUCCUUAAUUAUAAUAGGUUUUUUAUUAAAAUAAAUCAUAGGAACAAUUUGAAAAAUGGAAAGAAAGUGAUGAAUUUAGAGUUUGGAAUGAACUUAAAAUGAUCUCGAAAUCCUUAGAUACAAAUAUUUCUGAAACAACUAAAGAUUUAACAGGAAAUUGGCAAGUAAAUCUUAUGUUAAUGUAGAUAUAUCAUAACAAAUUGUUUGAAUUGUGCUAAGUCUUUAAGUGCAAACCUAAAUUUAAAUAUAUAGAUCAUGUUCAUAUUCGAAGUGCUUUCUUUGCUCAAGAAGAUAUUGAAAUAAAUAAACAAAUCAUAAAACAAUAUAUUGAUGGAAUAUAUUGUGCUGUAGAGAAGUUAGAUAAAGAUCGUGGAAAUCAUGUUAAAUAGGCAUUUGCAAAAAUAUAUAGAAGUAAAUUAUAUAAUAACAAUUUUAGCUUUGGAAGAUCAUAAGUUUUUAGAAAUGAGUGCAGAAAAUUAUCAGGCUGAAAGAAAAAACCUAUAAACUUUAUUGAAUGAAUUUGUUAAGAAAUUACCUAUUCUAAUUAAAAUUAGUCAUAAACUUAUAGAAGAACGUUUAAUGCAAGUUACAGCUCCUUUAAGAGCACUCUUAGAAAUUAAUAAGAAAUUAAUAUUCUUUGAUUUGAGAAAUAUUGCACAUAGAGAAAGAAUGAUAAGAGAUUUUAUAUUGAAAGCAGAUAUUGAAUAAUAUUGUAUUUGCUUACAAGAAUGUUAAAGGAUUUUAUUAGAAUCUUAAGCUAUUAAAGCAAAUCCUAAUGUUAAACUUAUUUUUAAUAAAUUAGCUUAUGAAAAUUGGUAAGUUAUCUAUUAGAUAUAUAUAUAUUAGGCAAAAUAAUAAAAUUGAGUUUUUUUAUCUUAAACCAUUACUUGAUGCAUUUGAAAAGAUGAGAAGAAAUUUAUUCUGCUUAAUGCUCAAAGGAAUAAAUUUUUAUAAAGCACCCUUAAUGGAAAAUUAAGUAAAUUAUAUUAAUAUUUAAUAGUAAUUUGUAAUUGAUAUUAAUGAAGUCAUAAAGGCAGAAUUAAUAAGUGAACAUUUACUUGGAUCACCUCUCAAAAGAGACUAAAUAAAUUUUGUAUUUAAAGUGUUAAACAUUAUUUAUCAUGCCAAUCCAUAAGCAAGAGAAUUUCUACUUAGGAAAGAUGAAAAUUGUAUGAAAGGAAGUAUUCCAAAAUUAAUUGUAUAUCAUACAAUAUUACAUAUGAGAAUUUGGAAGGAUAGAAAAAAGGAAGAUGAAUUAAAAUAAUAGAAAUUAGAAUAAUAAGACUUAUUAAAGUAAACCUAACUUUAACAUUCAUAAUUAUAAAAUAUAUAAGAUGAAAAUCUGGCUAAUACUUAAACUAGUGUUUAUAUGUCUCCAGAAAAGAAAAGAUAAUUAGAAGAAGAAUAAAAAAAAAAAGAAGAAGAAUUAAGAUUGGCUGAAGAAACAGCAAGAGAGAAAGAGUAAUAAUCUUUAAUGGAAAAGUAUGGAAGAUAUUGGUUAUGGGAUUUUUAUUGUACAUAAGAAAAUAGAGAUAUAUUUGAAGAUUGUGUGGAAAGAGUUAGACAUAUUAAUGUAGCAGUUUAAUAAGAUAUUGAAGAUGAAAUAAUAAAAGAAGGUAUGAUACCAAAGUAAUUCAAUUAUUUCAAUCCUUUAUAGGAUUCGUAACAGAUAAAUUUAAUAAAAUGAUCCUAGCUUAUUAUUUAAUGAAUUACGUAAGAAAGAUUAUGAUAAUUAAUAUGUUUUAAUGAGAAGACCUCCAGAAUUAUGGAAUUAUCCUAAGAUAAUUGAAGAAAAACAUUAAUUUAGAGCAAUUGCUGAUCCUAAAAAAUGUUAUAUAGAUUAAAGAAUCGAAAAUUUAGAAGAGAGAAUAAAUCUAUUAGCAAACCAUUUAUAAACAUACAAACCAUAAACUUGGAAAGAAUUAAUUGAAAGAGUUGUAGAUGCAUUAAAGGAAACCUACAUUUAAGAACCCAAUUAAAUUGAUGAAUAAUGA